Rhinolophus ferrumequinum (greater horseshoe bat) is the source of this 2140-nucleotide messenger RNA. RefSeq names its product dynein axonemal assembly factor 1 (gene DNAAF1). Gene Ontology annotation, molecular function: dynein complex binding; protein binding. Gene Ontology annotation, biological process: cilium assembly. NCBI's taxonomy places the organism in Eukaryota, Metazoa, Chordata, Mammalia, Chiroptera, Rhinolophidae. The transcript has 12 exons. Bases 168 to 2108 code for a protein of 646 amino acids. Gene Ontology annotation, cellular component: axoneme. The record is from RefSeq and is a predicted model, not a curated record.
ACCAGGGAAGCGUUGGGCUACUAACGACCCGGGCUCGAGUGGCGGGCAGGGAAGAAAAGCCGGUACUCCCUGGCGCGGCUGAAAGCCAUAGCGACUCCGCUCAGCGAGGCUCCCCAGGGCUACGGGGUGUUCGGUUUUUCCAGAACCCUUCGGUGUUCGGAAUAAACAUGCACCCCGAGACUUUGGAGCCCGCGGCGGAGGGGCCAGAGGAGCAGGACUGCGUGCAGGAGCCCGGCGUGGAGCAGGGCGUGGAGGAGUCUGCGGGUGACCACGGGAACGCAGGCCAAGGAGACCGCAAAGAAGAAAUUAAUGAUCCUAAGGAAACGUGUGCGGGUCCUUCUGACACAUCCUACCAAAGCGAGCAGAAACAGAGUGGUGACAGCAGGUCACAUAGUUGCUUAGAACACCAGAGAGAUGACAAGGAAAAUUAUGGCCCCAGAAUGACUAAAAGUUUCCUGCAAAAACUCUGCAAGCAACACAAGCUUUAUAUUACCCCAGCAUUGAAUGAUACACUGUAUUUACAUUAUAAAGGUUUCGAUCGCAUUGAGAACUUGGAAGAGUACACGGGCCUGCGCUGCCUCUGGCUGGAGUGCAAUGGAAUACAGAAAAUUGAAAACCUGGAGGCCCAAACCGAAUUGCGUUGCCUCUUCUUGCAAGUGAACUUGCUUCAUAAAAUCGAGAACCUAGAAUCUCUGCAGAAACUGGAUGCUCUUAACCUCAGCAACAAUUACAUCAAGACCAUUGAAAACCUCUCCUGUCUGCCCGUCCUGAACACGCUCCAGAUAGCGCACAAUCACUUAGAGACGGUGGAAGAUAUUCAGCAUCUAAAGGAGUGUUUGAAACUUUGCGUCCUCGAUCUUUCCCACAAUAGGCUGAGUGAUCCCGAGAUCCUGGGCAUUCUGGAGUGCAUGCCCGAUUUGCGUGUCCUGAAUUUGAUGGGAAACCCGGUUAUUAAGCUCAUUCCUAACUAUCGAAGGACAGUCACUGUUCGACUAAAACACUUAACAUUCCUGGACGAUAGACCAGUUUUUCCAAAGGACAGAGCUUGUGCAGAGGCCUGGGCUAGGGGAGGGUAUGAAGCUGAGAAAGAGGAGAGAUGUCAGUGGGAGAGCAGAGAACAGAAGAGGAUCACGGACAGCUUGGAGGCCUUGGCAAUGAUCAAGCGGCGGGCUGCAGAGAGAAAGCGGCAGAAAGAGAGCCAAGAGAAAGGGGAGGUGCCAGCGCCAGACAAGAAGGAGAACGUGGAUGUUGAUGUGGAAGGGAAGGCAGAGCCUUGUGAGGAUGAAGAAAGGCAGCAGGAAAUGGAGCUGUUUGUCAAGGAAAGCUUCCAGGCCAAGGAUGAGCUCUUCCCGGAAACGCCAAGUCUCUUAGAGGAUCUGCCUGCAGAAGUCAAUGCAGAGGUUGAAGACCAGGAGCCACGAGGGGCUCUCCCACCUGAGGCCCCCAGGGCAGCGACCCUGGGAGCCGCCUGGGAAGAAUUGACUCCUCAGACGGUGGCCAGUGAAGGUGCAUCAGGUGCAGAACUUGAUGAGGAUCUGGAAACCAUUAUGCUGGACACAGAGGAGAAGCUCUUCAUCGAUGACCUACCAGACUUGGAAGAUGUUGACGCAGGCGAAUUUCUGGAAGGCCAGGACAAGACAAUGUGCUCUCCAAAGAUUACAGCCAUCUCGAGCUUAAGUGAUGACAGUGACCCUGAGCUGGACUACACCUCAGUCUCAGGGCUGGGAAACACGUCCACAGACACCCUUUCACAUAUAUUCGCAAUCUCCAAGGACACCUCCAGGAAGGCUGAGACUCCCUUUACACACAUAUUGAAAGCAGCAGCAAAGAGCGACUUGGAAACCCAAAGCAAAGAAACCAAGUGCCCACGCCCGCUGAUUCAGGAGCUCAAUGACGACGAGCCUUCAGGCCAUGUACCAAUGCCCCCAACCUGCAAAAGGGACGCCACACCACCCCUCUCCAGUGAGGAUGGGGACAGUGAUCUACUUUCGGCCUCUCCUCCAGGAAACCACACUGGAAAGGAUGGAGUGCCAUCUGAGAUGGAGCCCCAGGAGGCUGCGGAGCCCAAGGUAGAGGAGCAGGAGGACAUUGAAUACGGCUUAGACUGAACCCCCAGCAGCCCCUCUGCCCUUGGCCAAAC